CCCUCUCUCGAUCACAUGGCGGUAACAUUUACUCGUGUUGCAGUGAGCUGAGCUGAGCUGCACCUAAAGUUCAGCUGGCCUGAAACACUACGUUUGUGUGAGGCUGUGUGUAGAAGCUGAUAAAGACAGAGAGACUGUGGGGAAAGAGGACACCUGUAGCGCACACUCGCCACUCAAAGCGCACUUUCAGAGGCUGCUGGAGUCAUUAAAGCCCGGGAAGAAAACAGGUGAGCAGGACAAGGAGAAGCAGAGAGACUGAACACUGAGGAGGACUGACGAUUAACGACGGCCACCAUGGUUUAACUUCUUCUGGAGACCUGUUUUUCUGAAGCCAGAGAGAGAGAGAGAGAGAGAGAGAGAGAGAGAGAGAAAAGAGAGAGCUUUUCGAAGAGGAGAGAAACUACAUUUCAGACCUGUCAUGGCCGACCCUGCAUGGUGGAAGCUCACCUUCCUGAAGAAAAAGAAGUCAGAGGCGAAAGUCCUGUACGAAAUCCCGCCAGACUUCAGCACCAACAAUGCAAAUAAAGACCUGGACCAUGAUGCGGCAGACAGCAAUUUAGAUGCCAGACUGGAAAAAAUAGUGGCCACCAAAUCUGCCACCAAAGGCCGUCACGUCAAAGUCUCUCAUUCUGGCCGGUUCAAGGAGAAGAAGAAGAUCCGUGCAACUCUGGUGGAAAACCCAAGCCUUUUUCCUGAAUCUGCUCAGACGGAGAAGAGCCACGUGGAACAAUAACAUCUAAACCAGGGGUGUCCAAACUCGGUCCUGGAGGGCCGGUGUCCUGCAUAUUUUAUUCCAAUCCCAAUUAAACAUACCCGGACACCGGCUCUCCAGGACUGAGUUUGGACACCCCUGAUCUAGACCAAACACACCAUUUGAGGCCUGCUUAUUGAUAUAUGUAUAUAGAGCUGAUUUUUCAGUGAAUUAUCGCUGCAGAGAAGAUACUGGUACAGAAAACAAGUUUGACCAUCCAUAUUUCAAUCUAAGGGCAGCCCAAGAUGAAUAUUAAGAAGUUUAUUUCCUGUAAAUUAUAAAAACAAUGUUGUCAUGUUCAUAAAAUGCGAUAUGAUGGCUGUGGAACAAAGAAAAUACCUGACAAGAUGGACAGAACUCUCUCCAUUCAUUUCUAAAUUACAUUUAACAUGAAGAACGUUCUUAAAAAUGUACUUUAUUGUGUAAGACUAACUAAUGUCGGACCUGUGGGAAGCUUACAGUUUGAUGGACUGUUGUGCCUUUUGAUUAGCACUUCAUGACCUGUUUUUUUUCUUUUGACCAUGUUGUACACGCACAAACAUUGAGUUGUUUAAUGAACUUAUUUUUAAUUUUAUCAGUAUAUCAUAAAAAGGGUUUCAGUUGAAGCAUGGACAGCCAAUGUCACAACACGAGAUCCUCUCACUACAGCUUUAAUUUGCUUUGUUUAAUCUCCAUUUUCUUUUGUUUACUGCAAUUUCACAGGUUAUUGUUGAAAUAAGCAAAAUAAAGAUUAGUAUUGCAUUGCUAAAAUGUCAUAAAGCGUGUACAGUUUUAUGCAAAAAUUUGGGCACCCUUCUGGCUGCAUAGUUAUGUGAUCUUUCUUUAUAAGAGAAGAUCACCGUGAAAUGCCAUUCGGUAUCUAGAGAAUCUAGACAAUGUCAUGUUUUUCAGACAGAAAUCUAUAGUGUAGCAGUAUUGAGAUGUGUGGAAUUAAAGUGAAACUGGACAAUGGGCUAUGCAAAAGUUUUGCAUAUAGGCUAUGAAAUCUCUUUUGUGUGGAUUUCAAAUCCUGUAGUCACUUAAUGCUGAUUGAUUACAACACACAAUUGAUUUGAGUGACUCAGUGAACCUUAACAAUCCUAACAGAGGUGCAACCAAUCAUGAAAAAGGAUAUUUAAGAUAGCUGAUUGCUUGUUGUGGUUCUCCUUAUAGUUAACCAGCAGGUAGCAACAUGGGAACCUCAAAAGAACUUCAAUAUAACCUAAAAACUAGGAUAAUUUACCAUCAUCAAUUAGGAGAAGGAUGCAAAAAGCUGUCAAAGAGGUUUAAAGUCUCUAUCUCCACAGCCAGAAAUAUAGUAAGUAAAUGGAAGGCCACAGGAACAUUUCUUUUGCAGGAAAGAUGUGCUAGACCAAGAAAAAUAUCUGAAAGGCAAAGGCGAAGAAUGGUUAGAAUGGUCACAGACAAACCACGGAUCACCUGUGGAUCAUCUUGCUGCUGAUAAUGUCACUGUGCAUCGUUCCACAGUUCAGCACACUCUUCAAAAAGAACAGCUCAAUGGAGGGUGAUGCAGAAGAGGACUUUUCUGCACUCUGCCAACAAGAGUCAUUUGAGGUAUGAAAAGGCUCAUCUGGACAAGCCGGAGUCAUUUUGGAAAAAUAUACAGUGGACAAAUGCCACAACCACAGGUGCUUUGCAUGGCGGAACAAGAACACAGCAUUCCAGGAGAAAAACCUGCUCCAUACUGUAAAAUACAGUGGAGGGUCCAUCAUGCUGUGGGGAUGUGUGGCAAGCACAGGUACAGGAAAACUUGUCAGAGUUAAAGGUCGCAUGAAUUCCAUCCAGUAUCAGCAGAUUCUUAGGAAUAAUGUUCAGAAAUCAGUCAAGAGGCUGAAGUUUCCCCACAGUUGGAUGUUUCUGCAGGACAGUGAUCCAAAGCACAGUUCCAGAUCUACUAAGGAAUUUAUGCACAGACAAGACACAAUGUUCUGGAAUGGCCAUACCAGUCCCCCGACUUGAACAUCAUUAUAAAUCUAUGGAUUGAUUUGAAAAGGGCUGUUCAUGCUCGGCACUCAUCAAACCUGACUGAACUAGAGACGUUUUGCAAAGAAGAAUGGCCCAAAAUGCCUUCAGUAAGAAUUCAGAGAUUAUCCUUCACUAUAAGAAGUGUCUACAGGCUGUUAUUUCAGCAAAAGGUGGCUGUACAAAAGAUUGAUGUCAUUAUUCUGUUGGGGUGCCCAAAUUUUUGCACCUGUCUGUUUUUGUUAAGUUUUAAAUUGCAUUGCAUCUGUUGAUUAAAUAAAUGUUACGAA
Molecule: messenger RNA, 3003 nt
Organism: Danio aesculapii
Lineage: Eukaryota; Metazoa; Chordata; Actinopteri; Cypriniformes; Danionidae
Gene: prr15lb
Product: proline rich 15 like b
Exons: 2
Coding region: 419-733 (104 amino acids)
Source: RefSeq, a predicted model, not a curated record